Messenger RNA from Musa acuminata AAA Group (dessert banana), 1935 nucleotides. Its product is annotated as probable magnesium transporter NIPA8. Gene Ontology annotation, cellular component: membrane. Gene Ontology annotation, biological process: magnesium ion transport. The record is from RefSeq and is a predicted model, not a curated record. Lineage: Eukaryota; Viridiplantae; Streptophyta; Magnoliopsida; Zingiberales; Musaceae. The coding region runs from base 492 to 1820 and encodes 442 amino acids. Gene Ontology annotation, molecular function: magnesium ion transmembrane transporter activity. The transcript is spliced from 15 exons.
UUGGCGAACAAUUUCUUUCCCUUCGUUGGGUGUUUGUCCUGGUUUUGACGGCUGAGGACGGCGGGAGAAGCGGUCGGUGAGUCGCGCACGCAUCUCACAGAUCCUACCCCCUCCCAUCUCCAUCGGCGACGACCGCAGCUUCCUCCCCCUCUUCUUCCUCUCUUCUCCUCCUCCGACCUCUCGAGAGAAAUUUCUACAGGGUUAUUUCUUCUUCUUUUUCUCGUAUUCGUCCCGGAUCGAUUCUUCUUGGGUCCCGGUUCGGCGGCCCUCCUACGAGAUCUGGCGCUAGCUAUCGUAUCUUGAGCUGAAAGCAUACACAGCAGAGAAUAAGUUUCUGCAUGAAAUUCAGUGGGCUUUAACCACCGGUUAAUAAGAUUCUUGCUGGCUUCCUGAAGCCCUAAGACUGCAUCAAUGACCUGCAAUGGUCAACUACGAACAAAGUAAGGAACUGGAUUUUAUACUUUACAAGGUCUCUUCAUCAUCAUUGAUCCAUGGGCGAGUGGGUUAUCGGAGCAUUUAUCAACAUAAUUGGAAGUAUUGCUAUAAAUUUUGGGACUAAUCUUCUAAAAUUGGGUCAUGAUCAGCGAGAGAGGCACUCUAUGCUUAGCCGUGAUGGAACCAAUAGCAAACUUAAUGUGAAAUCAAUCAUACAUUUCCAGACGUGGAGAAUUGGUCUUCUUUUAUUUGCUUUUGGGAACUGCCUUAACUUCGUUUCCUUUGCAUAUGCUGCACAGUCACUUCUCGCAGCUUUGGGGUCAAUUCAAUUUGUUUCUAAUAUUGCAUUUGCUUACUUUGUGCUAAGUAAGACUGUAUCGGUCAAAGUCAUGGUAGCGACAACAUUUAUUGUUUUUGGCAACAUCUUUCUGGUAUCUUUUGGAAAUCACCAGUCACCUGUGUACACACCAGAGGAACUGAUAGCAAAAUACACCAGCUUAGUUUUUCUACUCUAUUGCUUCACCUUAUUAUUGGUGGUCAUCAUCAAUCAAUAUAUUUACAGGAGAGGAGAAGCAUAUCUUGCAGUUUCUAAUCAUGACAGUCUCUAUUGGUGCACACUGCUCCCAUUCUCCUAUGCCACUGUUUCUGGUGCUGUGGGAUCCUUCUCAGUGUUGUUUGCAAAAUCCUUGUCCAACAUGCUAAGACUAACCAUGAGUAGCGUAUAUCAGUUCCACAGCUGGUUUACAUAUUGUAUGCUGUUGUUGUUCUUUAGCACAGCAGGAUUUUGGAUGGCAAGAUUGAACGAAGGACUGUCUCUUUUUGAUGCAAUCCUUAUCGUCCCCAUGUUUCAGAUUGCAUGGACCUUCUUCUCCAUAUGCACAGGAUUUAUAUAUUUCCAAGAAUAUCAAGUAUUCAACAUAUUAAGGAUAACAAUGUUUAUAGUGGGGAUGGCAUUUGUAUUUAUUGGCAUUUCUUUGUUAGCACCUGAUGAAUCUAAAGGAAGUGACACAAAGGAGCCUUCUUUUCCUACUGCAGCUCAAAGCCUUCCGACUAAUAUGAACAGACUUGCCAAGCUGCCAACGGAAGAACCUGAAAUAAAUGAUGUGGGUUCAUUUGCACAAGCAGCGCUUAGCAAGGCAAAGAUUAUCCUGUUGAAGGCAAAGGCUGCUGGUUCUCUCUCGCUGGGUCUUGGCGAGGAGUCAAUAAGUGCAUCUUCAGUACUCGUAAUGCCUAUGGUUUCUUCAAGGACAACAGGUUUCAGAGAAACAACUUUCGAUCGAACAAAAUUCAUUCCUCUGAGAAACAGUAGAUGGAGCAGCCCUUCAAUAGAUGAUAACAGCGAUGAUGAUGUGGAAAUUCAGGCAAGCAGAUCAUUGCUGUCUUAAUUUUGUCGGUACGGUCGGAAGGAUGGUUAUUCUUUUCAUUAUUUCCAUAUGGCACAAAUGUAUAGAUAUAUUAAUCUUCUCCCGUCAAAUGUCAAAUAUGUAACGUUUUGAGUUC